Pollicipes pollicipes is the source of this 969-nucleotide messenger RNA. RefSeq lists its product as uncharacterized. The record is from RefSeq and is a predicted model, not a curated record. Gene Ontology annotation, molecular function: protein binding. Lineage: Eukaryota; Metazoa; Arthropoda; Thecostraca; Pollicipedomorpha; Pollicipedidae. The transcript is spliced from 8 exons. Bases 1 to 969 code for a protein of 322 amino acids.
AUGCAGUGGUCAAUUGCCGACGACAUAUUCGGCCGCAUCGAGCGGAAGCGAUCUUUGGGCCUUACGAAGCGGUGGAAGUUCCUGGUGGCGCAGGCCAUGAUGCAGGCAACACCGUGCACCAGCUUUGAACAGCUGCCGGCGAAAACGCAGGACCUCAUCCUACAACACCUCACGCCCGCACAGUUGCUGGGGAUCCGCGGAGUGUCGCGUCGCUGGCGCCAGGCAGUGGACGACAGCCUGGGGCGCCGCCACCACCUACACCUUACCAAGGGCGACAUGCGGCACGCCAACAAUGAGCGCCUGUGGCGGCUGUUACGCCGCAUGCCGUCCCUGCGGCGGCUCACAACCCAAUAUGGCACCGAGUCACCGCGGCCUCCGUUAUCCGUUGACGUCGUCUCCCGGCUCUUAAGACACCUGGUAGAAGUGAACUUGCUCCACUUCGGCGCGGACCCACAGUCUCUGGAGGGGCUGUGGACCAGGUGUCCCCAGCUAGAGGCCGUCACGAUGCCUCGCGGGUCCGCCGAGCGGUGCGCGGAGGUGCUGCUUCGCCGCCUGCCGUCCCUGCGGCGGCUUGACGUGGCGCGGAUGUGUGACGGGGUGACGGCUUUUGGCCUGGACUGCCUGCCGCGGCUCAGGCAGCUGCGUGCGCUGGACCUGUCCUGGCUGGACACUGUGGCGGACGCCACACUGGACCGGCUACACGGGCCCCGCUUAAGGAUGCUGAACCUGUCCGGAUGCCGGUCUUGUUCAACAGAUGGUGUCACACAGCUGGUGCUCGGCUGUCCGUCACUGACGGUACUGUGGUGGUUGUCUGACCUACGCCGGACCAGGUCCCUGGUAUACAGCCUGUUGCGUCAGCUGUCCCCGGAUCGUGACGUCACACUCGAGGUCGACGGUCGGUAUCUGCAGGAUCUGCUGCCGCUGCCGCCCGGCCCGCUCCGUCUGAGGGAAUGGGAAAAGGGAAUAUGA